AUGUAUUUCAUUACAGACGUCUACAAACUAAACAUAACUGGAAAAUAUGAGAGAAUAAUGGAAGAGGACGGUAAACUGCACUUCCAUAUACUCAACUACAAUUUAGAGCUGGAUGAGCAUGCAACGUCAUCUGUCAUGUACCACAAUCUGUUUACUCGUCCCACUGGAAUGGCUCUGCAAAAACAACUUUGUUACAAUGACGAUGAGUGCCUAAUAAAUGCGGUGAUCGAGAGAGUGUAUCCAAGGUUCGUGGCUGGAGGACAUGGAGUAGAGUCCUCAGAUCCUCUUCACAUCGACGCCAUUGUGGCAGACCUGGCAACCUUCAGAUACGGCCUGUAUAACGCUUCAAUGAUUGGCUUCAAGAACUGUGAAUUCGUCAAAUUUAAUAAUAAACGGCUCAAUUCAUACACUUACUUUGACUAUGGCAUAUCCUGCCCAGUUCUCACUCUUCAAGCACGGUACGACCUCAAUGGCAUCAUAGACUCUAUUCCGGUUGAAGGCAGAGGACAAUGUAAAAUUGUUUAUGAGAAAUACAACAUAUCUAUAAGUGGAAAGCAUGAAAAACUAAAGGAUGAUGAAGGAAAAGAACACGUGAACAUUUUAGAGUAUAAAAUCGUCUCUGAUCUGAAGAAUGGGAGAGUCAGAGAUCCUGAGUACACAGACUUAACUUUUAACCAACAUGACAGUUGCAGUGACCCUUUGAGAAUAAUAGAAGAAAUGACCCGGGAUAUCGUGAUGGAUGUCUUUCUCAACAAAUACAUACAGAAUCUAAAGGAUUUCUACGAACAUAAUUCUGUUGAAGUCUUACACUAUAAAUAUGUUCGAUAA
Messenger RNA from Spodoptera exigua (beet armyworm), 828 nucleotides. The record is from the annotation of a GenBank genome assembly. Lineage: Eukaryota; Metazoa; Arthropoda; Insecta; Lepidoptera; Noctuidae.